CAGUAAUGUUGUAAAGGCUGCGAGAGUGAGCUCUACCUUCCUCAUACGUUCUGUUAACGCCUGUUCGAGGACGCACACAGCACACACUUGGCCAUCAUGGAGGAAGCUGAUCUGCUGAGGGAAAGGCUCCAGGCCAUCACGGACAAAAGAAGAAUCCAGGAGAACAUCGCCAAGAAAAGGAGACAGAUCGAAGAGGAGAAAUUAAAACUCCAGUACAUGAAGAAGAAAGCCCUGAGGGAGCAGUGGCUGAUGGACGGUCUGAGUCAACAGUCCGAGGAGGAACAGGAGGCCAUGAGGCUUCAGGCUCAGGACGAACAGCAGCAGAGUGAUCAGCUGCAGAGCAACAUCCUCAGAAUAGAGGAGGAGAUCGAGGCCUUGGAAACCCAGGAGCUCAACAUCUCUGCCAAUGAAGAAGUUGUUCUGAAACGUUUAAAAGAGGUGGAGAGGACGGCUGAGGACAUUAUCAAGGAGCUAAAUGCAGACUUCCAGGCAGAUGUGAUACAUCAUGCACCCCCUCCACUCCCAGUUAUCCCAAUAUUCAUCCCAGUGACACCAACAAAAAACCUUCCUGUGCAUCAGCCUGUUAGUGAGGAACCAAAGAAAGCUACAUUUGCAAUGGAGAUCAGUGUGGAGCAUGAUAAGAGAACAGGCAAAAGUCAGGUGGUCUCUACAGCAACCAUCACUCCGGAAACCAUACAAGAGAGGGGGUUAAAGGUGUAUGAUGAUGGGCGCAAGUCUGUAUAUGCUCUGCACCAAGACAGAGGCAAAAUGCACAAUGGAGCAGUUGGAGUGAUGACGCUUACAGAGGUAGAAGAGCUGCUGCAUCAGGCCACAGAGAAGAAAGUGGCCACUGAGAUGCAGUAUCAUCAGCCUGUCUACUCUGUACCCUACACAGGGAGCAGCAGGCCUUCAACACCCAGGACACCGAGACAAACCCCAACACCCAGCCCCAGCCCCUUUCAGAGCCCAGUCUCAUCCAGAAAUGGACCUCAAAUACUCAGAGAGGAAAGCCAAGGCAGCCCAGACCUGGAGACAUGGAAAACCACAAGCAAAACACCCAGCCCUAGCCUCACCCAACAGGACUCCAUGUCAAGAGUCCAAAGACUAAGAGAAGACACCAAGUGGCCCUACCCCAACAUUCCAGGACAAUCAAAGGGUGACAGCAAUGAAAUUUUACAACCUCAAUUUGGUGCUAAAACUCUACGAGGACACACCAACAGAAAUAUGGAUGUGGGCAGUCCAAACCCAGCAGCUCUUGUCUCAGUCAAAGCCAGGUCUGAAGGAAUGCCAGCAACCGAACAGCCGUUCUACACGGGUAUAGAUGACUGCAGCCCUUCACUAGCCAGCAAUAAGCUCGGGGUUGAUCCUGAUGCUUUGACAGAGAGCUCAAGUGAUGUUAACAGACAUUCACCCUUCUCUGCAGAGAAUAUUGCCUCUCUGAAUCUCAUCAACACCCUGCCAGAGGAGCUAGCAUCAGGACCCGUCACCAUGAUCUUCAUGGGCUACGAAAAUGCUGAGGACGAGGAUGAAAAAGACAUCCAGGCUGAACUGGUGAUCAUCAGCGCUGAUGAUGAUGAGGACGAUGACGAGGCCUUUUAUGGUCAUAAUAAAAGUGGCAGGGAAGCGUGUCUCUCAUACCACCCAGAGGGACACAAGAGCAAGGUCUUCCAACCCAAAGUUGGUAUAGCUAAGGUUACAGGCUGCAGAGACGUUAUUGAAGGUACCUACACAAACUGGGAUAAUUUAGGGCUCCACAAGCCAACAUUCACCCACAAUCCUGAGAGGCCCAGUCCCUACCUGCAGGAACAGAGGGUGGAUAAGUCUGCAAACACAGGCAGCAUAAAUAUGGAGGAGAUGAAGCUCUGUUCAACAGGAAGAUAA
Anoplopoma fimbria (sablefish) is the source of this 1881-nucleotide messenger RNA. Its product is annotated as palmdelphin-like. Gene Ontology annotation, biological process: regulation of cell shape. NCBI's taxonomy places the organism in Eukaryota, Metazoa, Chordata, Actinopteri, Perciformes, Anoplopomatidae. Gene Ontology annotation, cellular component: membrane; cytoplasm. The transcript has 8 exons. The record is from RefSeq and is a predicted model, not a curated record. The coding region runs from base 97 to 1881 and encodes 594 amino acids.